AAAAAUUAUCGUAAACAACACGAAAAAAUGGCAAAAUCCGCGAUUUUAUGAGAAAAUCAGUGUUAAAUUGGAACAAAACAACAGAAAAAUUGUCGAAAAUCCUUGACCAAGUGCUGCUCCAUCGACGGCGUGUGUGUGAAUUACGUGCAAAAUUGGAUUACGAAUUGACAUCACAAAAAAUAAUAAUUCACAAGUGAAUGGAACAAAACGCAAUAAAAAACAUAAAAUUAGUGAAAAUUAUGGAAAAUGCGAUAAAAAUUAAUUACUGAAGAUAUUAAAAAAAAAAUUCAAAAGAAUCUCACGUUUAUUUUUUUGUAAAUAAUAAUUUUUAAGGAAAUUUUAAAGAAAAUCAGUGUAAAAAAAAUAAUUAAAAGACAAAAAGUCGAUAAAAAAAUAAGAAAAAUAAUUAAAAAUACAGAAAAAAAUAAAAUAAACACAAAAAAUGGCAUAUCACAAGCCAAUUGAUCUAGAUGGGUUCAUUGAGCUCAUGGGAAAGACUGAUAUGCGUGUCAGAGCGCAGCUAGCAGAUGACUUGGUAGCAUAUUUGCAGGAUGGAGACAACUCCAUAGAGUGCCUGGAUCUUGGAUCGCUCAUCGAUGGAUUGGUACUUUGGAUGAAUGGCAGUCAUUUUAAAAUCGCACAGCGAGCCCUUGAGUCAUACAUCGAGAUAAUCGGUCGACUGGAGCACGAUUUCAUCGCGUACGUCUCAACAGUACUCCCGCACGUGAUCGACCGCCUGGGCGACAACAAAGACACAGUGCGCGAAAAGGCGCAAGCUCUCCUCCAAAAGUUGCUGGAAUGCAAGGUGCUGACUCCGCAAACGCUCGUCGAUAAGCUCUCCGUGAAUUGCUUCAAACACAAAAACGCCAAAGUGCGCGAAGAGUUCCUCACCACGAUCGUGAGCACUUUGAACGAGUACGGAACCCAAUCGCUCGUCGUCAAAGCUUAUAUUCCGCCAAUCGUCCUGCUUCUGGGGGAUCCGCAUGUGUCGGUGCGCGAAUGUGCGCUGCAAACCUUGGUGGAUAUCUACAAACACGUCGGCGACAAAUUGCGAGCAGAUUUGAAGAAACGUGAUGUGCCGCCCGCCAAAAUGGCAACGUUAGAGCAGAAAUUCGACGAGGCACGAAAUGACGGCUUGUUACUCCCGUCAGCUUUUACCGCAAACACUUUUGGCUCGGAUGACGUCGAUAACGCGACAAUGCCGCGUCCCACGAAACUCGUGAAGCGAACGGUGUCGGCGACUCCGCGGAAAUUCGGAGGCGGUGGCGAUGCGACGCCCAGCAAUUUGGAAGCGGGCGCUGUGUCGGCGGAAAUUUUCGAGGCAUCCUUCGAACAAGUACCUGUAAUAAAUAUUUUCACGCAACGUGACAUGGACGACCAAAUGAAGCAAAUUAACACAAUUGUCGGCGAUAAGACGCAGCAUUGGGAGAAACGUGUCGAAGCGCUCAAGAAACUACGAACGAUGUUGAUGAUGAACGUUCAAACGAAUCCAAAUUUUCCGCAGCAACUAAAAGAUUUGUCAAUUUCAUUCCUCGACAUCUUGAAAGAGUUGCGAUCUCAGGUAAUUCGUGAAGCGUGCAUCACCCUUGCGUACAUGAGCAAAGUACUGAAGAACAAACUUGACCAGUUUUGCAUUUACAUUUUGCAAGAACUCAUUAACUUGAUACAAAAUUCCGCGAAAAUUAUCAGCAGUGCCGGCUUGAUUUCCCUCGAAUACAUCAUUCGCUAUACACACGCACCCAAAUUAGUGCCGAUUGUCACGCAAAAUCUCAUGCAAUCCAAGUCGAAAGACAUCCGUUCGGCAUUGUCGAAAAUUUUAAUUCUACUUUUUGAGGAGUGGCCGACGCGAGCUCUCGAGAAAAAUCAAACGAUAUUACGGGAUGCACUCAAAAAGGGAAUUGCGGAUGCCGAUAGUGAUGCCAGGAGAUACAGUAGAAUUGCAUUUUGGGGCUUUCGACGACACUUCCCAGAUUUGGCAGAUCAGCUUUUUGGCAACUUGGAUCCAUCGACACAGCGAAGCGUGGACAAAGAACGCGACGGAGGCGGAAGUUCAGGUGCAGUUUCGAUGAGUGCUAGUCUCCGCGGGAGCAAUACAAGUCUUAAUUCUAUGCCUGGUGGUGUUUUAAAACGCAGAACCUCAAGUGGAUUAAGAAGUCCCGCAGCGACUCAACCCUCAGUCGCUCCCGCUUCUACAAGUACAAGCACGGAAAAUCUCGCUGGCCGAUUUUCUCGUAUCCCAACGCUCCCCCGAAAUUAUAACAGAUUCCGUAGUGGCAUUCCCGUAAUGCAUCGUGACUCAAGUAACAUAAGAGCUGGAUUUCGUAGUGUUUCGGCUGUUGAUACUGCGGCUGCACAGAGAGCGCGCGCUAGAGCUCAAUAUUCCAAUAUGUCUCGAUUGAAAGUCAGUUCAGGAGCUGCUUCGUUACAGGGCCAAUAUGCACAACAAGCACGCGCCAAGAAACUUGCAGCUUCAUCGGCAACUCCCACACAGGCAUCACCUGAAAGGCAAGUUCGAACAAGUCGAGUGUCACAAUCGCAACCGACUUCUCGUAGCACAUCGCCAUCAUCCCGUCUCCACUCCGUACAUUCUGUAUACUCCGCUUACCGUCAAACCGGUGCCAUUCCCAAAAAGACAUCCGGUAUCCCGCGAUCUCUCGCCAAUUCACGUGAAACUAGUCCGACACGCAACUACGGAUCGCUCCGACGUAACGUUUAUGGCACCGGCGCCACGCCCCAGCGUCGUAACGAGCGACCUCCCAUGAAUCCGGGACGUCCUGUGCUCGCCCAAAAGAUGUUGCAAGCAAGUCGGGAGGCGGAAAAUGCUUUAGCUGACGCUUUGUCGCCGCAAGACGAACACGACAUGUCGAGCGAUUUCUCCCGUUUGGGCAUCCAUCGGAAACAAUCGCGUGACGAAAGCGACGAAAGUGAGGCUUCUUCGGUUUGCAGUGAACGCAGCUUCGAUUCGUAUCGCAGAGGAGGCGAACCUUAUUCGUGGAAUGGAUCGCGAUCGCGUUUGGAUAGCUCGCGUGUCGUUAUCGAGGAUAUCGAAGUGAUUAUCCAGUAUUGCGCGUCGAGUCAUUGGUCUGAGCGGAAAGAUGGGCUCAUCAGUCUCACGGAUUAUUUGUCGCAAGGACAGAUCCUGAAUUCGCAGCAACUUCAAUGCAUCCUCGAUUUGUUCCGGAAAAUGUUUAUGGAUCCUCAUGUCAAGGUCUAUGCGUUAUUUUUGGAUACGGUGAACGAAUUAAUUUUGGCGCAUUCGCAAGAUUUGCACGAUUGGCUCUUUAUUUUGCUGACACGACUUUUCAACAAGCUCGGAACGGACUUGCUAGCUUCAAUGCUGAGUAAAAUUUGGAAAACGCUCCAAUUGGUGUACGAAUAUUUCCCGGCGGACCUUCAAAUGUCGUGCGUUUUUCGAAUUUUAGCGGAUAACGUGCAAACGCCAAAUGUCAAGACGAAACAUGCAACUGUCAAAUUCCUCUCAGACCUCGCACAAAAGUAUUGCAAGCCCGAGCAGUUUGUGAGUUCGCCGCCAGCUGACAAGGCUAUGGUUAAAAUCAUUCAGUACGCCAUCGAUCCGAAGAGCAUGGAGCUAAGAGGCACCGCAAGACUUUGUAUUGUGCAUCUUUACAAUUGUAACACGGCGGCAAUGACGAUCCUUUUGAGCGGAUUGCCCAAACAAUCACAAGACACAGCGAAAAAUAUUAUCUCGUCGUCAAUUCGUAGAAGUACUUCAGGAACAAACAGUCCCUCGUCACCAUUAUCGUGCUCAAGUCCGAAGCCAGUUUUGAGUCCAUCGAGCAUCAGUGGACCGUUUUCUCUCAAAAAUCAUCCUAGUCCUCGAUCAUCUCGUCAGACGUCUGUCGAAGCAGAUUCCAUCAACACGGAAGAAGUUUACAAGCAUCUUCGUAAGACAACUGCUGAAAUUCAGAAUUACAGUUUCGAAAAUAAGUUGGAUCGUGAUGCGAAUAGCAAAGAUUCCGGCAUUAGUCAGAUGGGCGAUCAUGGGCAUAAUGAAAAUAAUUUGUUUUCGUUGCCGACGAAUGGUUAUAAUGGGCAUUUCGGACUUGACACUGGCGACUCCUGCAAUGGAUCAAAAACGCAGUCAGCAACGACAACAGAGUCAAAUACGCCGGAAAACACUGUUCGUAUGGAUGGCAUGGACGGCACUCGACAACAGCCAAAGAAACAUAACUUUACUAUUGGUGACAAUGGAGAAUUGGUUUUAACUGACAAAAAUCUCAAAGAAAGUGAAAUCGUGAAGACGGCCAUUACGUUAAAAGUUGAAGACGAUGCUGAAUUUAUCGUUCAAUCUCUCUCAAAUCUGGCUGUGUGCAUUAAAUACGGAAAUGGUGAAGUGCCGUCAAAGAAUUUUAAAGCGCUUUUAAAAAUGAUUUUAAGUUUAAUUGAGUCAAACAAUUCCCUUAUUGUGAUUGCUGCCCUACAAACGCUCAGUAAAAUAUUACGCAGUACUGAAAUGCAGCAAAGCUGGUCAAACUUUUUAGAGUUAAUUGUCUUAAAAUAUAUCGAUAACUAUAAGACGAGCAAGGAGGUCCAACGCGAGAUUGAUUUGAUGAUUCCACGAUUGGCGCGCGUCUUACCACUCGAACCAACAGUCGCCAUUUUAAAUCCCGUCAUCGCUACAGGCGAAUAUCCCUGCAAUUUGUGUGCAUUGAAGCUUUUAACGGAAAUCGUCGACACCCAAGGGCAAGAUAUGAACGAAGGGCAGUUGGAUUUAUUGAUGCCAAAUAUCGCAAGAUUAACCGAGGAUCAGCAGUCAAUGGUGCGCAAAGCAGCCGUUUUUUGUAUUGUCAAGUUGUAUGUUAAGAUGGGCGAGGACAAAGUCAAGCCGAAGCUUCAGCUAUUGAACUCUAGCAAAAUAAGAUUGUUGAACGUGUACAUCCAGAAAGCGCUAAGUGGGACAAAAUCGACAUCAUGAUCGACUCCUAAGUGAUUACUUUCGAAGGGACGGCGGCGAUUUGCGAAAAAAAUGCGAAAAAUAAAGCUUAGUAAGAAAAUUCAUGUCAUUCCCGAGUGAUAUUUUUUCCUCCAAAAAAAAUUUUUUUUUCUAUUUUGGGCCCAAAUUUUUUUUUUACAUACACAAAGAGAAAAUGUAAAGAGCAAUGAAAGACAAACAAACAAAAAAAAUAAUAAUAAAUAUCACUAACUACCUAUUUUUGGUCCACAAAAAAUUGUAACAAAAAAAAAUUAAAAAAAAAAACAAAAAAUAAGUCAUUACUGUUAAUUCAUAUUGCACUAAAAAAAACUUUUUUUUAAAUAUUAUGAUGAUUAUUCGUCUUUGUUAAAUCGUUUCAUAAGAAUAAGUCGAUGUUUCGUUACGUUUACGUGGUAAAUCUCAACUUUUUUUUUUAAC
Culicoides brevitarsis is the source of this 5371-nucleotide messenger RNA. It is a transcript of the gene chb, whose product is annotated as CLIP-associating protein. The transcript is spliced from 21 exons. Lineage: Eukaryota; Metazoa; Arthropoda; Insecta; Diptera; Ceratopogonidae. Gene Ontology annotation, molecular function: microtubule binding. Gene Ontology annotation, cellular component: cytoplasmic microtubule. The record is from RefSeq and is a predicted model, not a curated record. The coding region runs from base 443 to 4936 and encodes 1497 amino acids. Gene Ontology annotation, biological process: microtubule cytoskeleton organization.